AUGGAUGAUGAGGAUGAGCAACCGAAUGAGAUGUUAAGUGGUGAAAAUGAUGGUUAUGACUCUGAGGUAGAUGAGGAGGCUUUGACGGCAAGGGAGAGAGUGAGAAGUUGUACUGCCAAGUUGCUACAGAUAGCAAAUCAGCUACAGAGGGAGGCUGCUGAGGGAAGGGAUCUCACUUAUGACAUAAGAAACACUAAGGUAAAUCAGAGUUUAGGUGUGAAGUGUGUGGAGGGUUGUGCUUUCUAUUUGUAUGGUGCUUGGGAGAGUAGGAGGGCAACUUUUGUUGUGAAGACUGUGCAGUUGGAGCACACUUGUCACAGGAACAUGAAAAGGAACAGACAGUUGAAGUCAAAGUGGGUAGCUAAACAAUUUUUAGAGGUUUUCAAGAACAGACCUCAUUGGCCAGCAAAAGAGAUAGUUAAAACUAUCAGAAGGGCCUUUAAGGUAGUUGUUAAGAGAGGAUUUGCAUACAAGGUGAAAUAUGCAGCUCAUAGAAUGCUUCAUGGCUCAAUGCAUGAACAUUAUGCAAAGGUGGGUGGCUACAUAACAACUUUGAAGGCUGGCAGUCCUGGUAGCUGUGUUGAGUUGGGAUGGGUAGAUGGCUGCAGGAAGGUAAUUUGUGUGGAUGGGUGUUUCUUGAAGACCUUCUUAGGUGGGCAAUUACUCUCAGCUGUUGGAAGGGAUGGGAAUAAGCAGAUGUACCCUAUAGCUUGGGCAGUAGCAGAAGGGGAGAACAACUUAUCAUGGGAAUGGUUUUUUGAGCAGUUGAAGAACAAUCUUGGCCUAGGGGAUGGUGAGGGUGUGUGCAUCAUAUCUGAUGAAUAUAUGUCCAUUUUGAAUGGUGUGACAAAUGUUCUCCCUAAGGCUGAACACAGGCAUUGUGCUAGGCACAUAUAUGCUUUGUGGCAUUAG
This is a messenger RNA of Chenopodium quinoa (quinoa), 912 nucleotides long. RefSeq lists its product as uncharacterized. Bases 1 to 912 code for a protein of 303 amino acids. The transcript is spliced from 4 exons. NCBI's taxonomy places the organism in Eukaryota, Viridiplantae, Streptophyta, Magnoliopsida, Caryophyllales, Amaranthaceae. The record is from RefSeq and is a predicted model, not a curated record.